AUGGCGUCUUCUCCGAUCAUCUUUUCAGCUCUUCUUCUCUUCAUCAUCUCACUCUCAUCAACCUCAUCUGCUCAGCAAUCUUUCCGACCAAAAGCUCUCCUACUCCCAGUCACAAAAGACCAGUCUACCCUCCAAUACACAACCGUCAUCAACCAACGCACGCCUCUCGUCCCCGCCUCCGUCGUCUUCGAUCUCGGUGGUCGACAACUCUGGGUCGACUGCGACAAAGGCUACGUCUCCACCUCUUACCAACCCCCUCGCUGCAAUUCCGCCGUUUGCUCACGCGCCGGCCCCUCCGGCUGCGACGUAUGCUACUCUCCUCGAGGACCUGGCUGUAACAACAACACUUGCGGCUCACUUCCAGAAAACACCGUCACCGAUAUCGCGACCUCCGGCGAGAUUGCUUUAGACGUUGUGUCGAUUCAGUCAACUAACGGGUCGAAUCCGGGUCGGGUCGUUCAAAUCCCCAAUUUAAUCUUCUUUUGCGGCAGAACAUUUCUGCUUCAAGGCCUUGCUCGUGGAACCGUCGGCAUGGCUGGAAUGGGACGCCACAACAUCGGACUGCCGUCGCAAUUCGCCGCCGCGUUUAGUUUCAAUCGUAAGUUCGCCGUGUGUCUCCCUUCUGGAGGAGGAAGAGGCGUCGCCUUCUUCGGCAACGGACCCUACGUGUUCCUCCCCGGAAUCGAGAUCUCCGGACUCACAACCACGCCGUUGCUUAUCAAUCCGGUGAGCAUCGACACUGCGUACACGCCAGGCGAGAAAUCGUCCGAGUAUUUUAUCGGCGUAACGGCGAUCAAAAUCACCGAGAAAGCGGUUCCGAUCAACGCAGCGCUCUUGAAAAUCAACGGUGACACCGGAUUCGGAGGAACCAAAAUCAGCACCGUGAACCCGUACACGGUGAUGCAGACAUCGAUCUUCAACGCAUUCACAUCGGCGUUCGUCAGAGAAGCCGCCGCGAGGAACAUCACUCGAGUGUCGACGGUGGCUCCGUUCGGCGCGUGUUUCAGCACGAAGAACGUCGCAGCCACGCGCCUGGGAUACGCCGUGCCGGAGAUCCAGCUCGUGCUUCAGAGCAAUGACGUCGUUUGGAGGAUCUUCGGAGCUAACUCGAUGGUGAGCGUCAGUGAUGACGUCAUCUGUUUGGGAUUCGUUGACGGAGGAGUCAACGCGAGAACCUCGGUCGUCAUCGGAGGGUACCAGCUGGAAAAUAAUUUAAUCGAAUUCGAUUUGGCGACUAACAGAUUUGGGUUUAGUUCCACGUUGUUGGGCCGUCGCACUACUUGUUCCAACUUCAAUUUCACUUCCACUGCUUGA
Messenger RNA from Microthlaspi erraticum, 1314 nucleotides. NCBI's taxonomy places the organism in Eukaryota, Viridiplantae, Streptophyta, Magnoliopsida, Brassicales, Brassicaceae. The record is from the annotation of a GenBank genome assembly.